Molecule: messenger RNA, 616 nt
Organism: Rhopalosiphum maidis (corn leaf aphid)
Lineage: Eukaryota; Metazoa; Arthropoda; Insecta; Hemiptera; Aphididae
Gene: Taf10
Product: transcription initiation factor TFIID subunit 10
Exons: 3
Coding region: 180-533 (117 amino acids)
Biological process (GO): transcription initiation at RNA polymerase II promoter
Cellular component (GO): transcription factor TFIID complex; SAGA complex; nucleus
Molecular function (GO): RNA polymerase II general transcription initiation factor activity; promoter-specific chromatin binding
Source: RefSeq, a predicted model, not a curated record
UUCAUACAUUUUCGAAAUAGUAUAAUUCAGUACAAUACUAAAAUCGUAGAAUAAUCUAGUUCCAAUUAAUUUGUUUUAAGUAUUUCCGAGUUCAAUCGGAGUUUGUAAUCUUAUGAUUUGAAUGUUUAUUGUCAAAACCAAUAGACAUUAAAUUUACGUUUUUAAUUGUUUAACGGGACAUGAUAUGUAAGAUGCCGGUUGCAGAAGAAACGUUGUCGAUAUCUGAUGUAAUUAUUCAACUCCAAGACUAUAGUCCUACCAUACCCGAUUCUAUUACGUCAUCUAUAUGCUCAGAAGCUGGAUUUGAAACAAAUGACCCUCGAAUAGUUCGCUUGAUAUCAAUUGCUUCUCAGAAAUUUAUUGCUGAUAUAGCCAACGAUGCAUUGCAACAUUGUAAAGUGCGUUUGGCUACCUUGCCAACUAAAUCUGGAAAAGUUCCUAAAGACCGUAAAUUCACAUUAACUAUGGAAGAUUUAGCACCAGCACUCAACGAAUAUGGAAUUAUUGUUCGAAAGCCUCCAUAUUUUGUUUAAGUUUUCUAUUUACUUGUACUUAAUUAAAAAUAUUCAAUUCAUCACCAUUUUAAAUCUUUAAUUAAAAAUUGUUUUCAAAUCUC